Anguilla rostrata (American eel) is the source of this 3899-nucleotide messenger RNA. Its product is annotated as leucine-rich repeat and fibronectin type-III domain-containing protein 2. The transcript is spliced from 6 exons. Gene Ontology annotation, cellular component: cell surface; postsynaptic density membrane. Bases 1092 to 3446 code for a protein of 784 amino acids. Gene Ontology annotation, molecular function: protein binding. NCBI's taxonomy places the organism in Eukaryota, Metazoa, Chordata, Actinopteri, Anguilliformes, Anguillidae. The record is from RefSeq and is a predicted model, not a curated record.
UUUUCCCAACCCCCCCUCCCGUCCUUGAGACACGACUGUGCUGGUUGUGCCAUCUACAGAUCUAAGCUUGUUCACUGCAGCUGUCUGAUGCCUUCCGCGAAGCCUUUCCUAGUUUCGCUGUCGGCUGUGCUGUGCGUGCGCCGGGCACACGCCGCUUGAUUUGUGGCGUAAAUAAAUAAAUAUAUGUAUUCAUUUGAAUGCACUUACAUGGUGCUUAUACCACUUUGGGGCGCAAUGGGCCGUUCUUCCUUAUUAAAUUACCGCGGUUCGUCUCGCGCCGUUCUGGAUUCGUCAUAAAUAUAACAUUUUGAAGCACUCGCUUAUUUGGAUACACUAGGACUAGAAAGCACCGAUGGAGGUAUAGGCGAAGACGCAUUCUGUCUGGAUUCUAUCGUCUUGCUCGCUAAACGCGUUGGAAUUUUUUUUGCGCCUGGAGCACACCAGAGAGAUCUUUUCCAACUCAACUUGAGAGGAAACUAUACAAGUCUUGUGUUGCGAAAGCUACAGCUGCCGCUUUGCUCGCAGUGCGGGUUGCCCCGCCGUUCGCAAUUUCCUCAAGGAGCCGGGAAAGGAUGCGCGUUGUUGGUUCGUUUUUUUGGCAUUUUUUUCUCUUUUGGAAUUAGAAGACGAUGCCCUGGAACGAUAAUGGAGUAAAAGCGAGCACCGAUAAUCCUGCAGUUAAUUGCAAACAAUGGAUACACGUCCGAUUAAUAAGGUAAAAUAGUGACCCCAAUGAGGUGGAAUACUUCCAGAUCACCUGACAGGAAUAGAAGUGACCUUGCGUGUCCAUCAGCAAGAGGAGAAAGGGAGGUUCGUCUGAUUGUCUGUAGCCAAUAAGGGAGCGGGAGAGGUGCCGCCGCACUGUGAGGUCACAGCUCGUGACAGUAUGACCCCGUACUGUAGCCUGUAGAAGACUACGAGGAUGGCAAGCUGACCUGAACGGGCUCUUUCCUUACCGCUACAGUCUUGCUCGAUUGGUUGCGUGACCCAGUCUGGAGGCUUGCGGACACGUGUGAAAUUGGCCCCUGUCUGUGAGGGGGGGGCCCUAUGGCAGAAACCCGCACUAUAUAGGUUCCUGUCCCUGAGCUACAAUGGACAAAGUGCUCUGCAGCCUCCUGCUCUUGGUAACCACGGUGACGAUGGCCCGCGCAUGCCCCAAGUACUGUGUCUGCCAGAACCUGUCGGAGUCGCUGGGCACGCUCUGCCCCUCCAAGGGCCUGCUGUUCGUGCCGCCGGACAUCGACCGGCGGACGGUGGAGCUGCGGCUGGGCGGGAACUACAUCAUCAAGGUCACGCAGCAGGACUUCGCCAACAUGACGGGCCUGGUGGACCUGACGCUGUCGCGCAACACCAUCAGCUCCAUCCAGCCCUUCUCCUUCAUCGACCUGGAGACGCUGCGCUCGCUCCACCUGGACAGCAACCGGCUGACGGAGAUCGGCGCCGACGACCUCCGGGGCCUGGUCAACCUGCAGCACCUCAUCCUCAACAACAACCAGCUGAGCCACAUCUCCCGGGAGGCCUUCGACGACCUGAUGCUGACCCUGGAGGACCUGGACCUGUCCUACAACAACCUGCGCGGCGUGCCCUGGGACUCCAUACGCAAGAUGGUCAACCUGCAUCAGCUCAGCCUGGACCACAACCUCAUAGACCACAUCUCGGAGGGCACCUUCGCGGACCUGGACAAGCUGGCCCGCCUGGAUCUCACGUCCAACCGGCUCCAGAAGCUUCCCCCCGACCCCAUCUUCGCCCGCUCCCAGAACAGCGUGGUGCUGACCACGCCGUACGCCCCGCAGCUGUCCCUCAGCUUCGGCGGCAACCCGCUGCACUGCAACUGCGAGGUGCUGUGGCUGCGGCGGCUGGACCGCGAGGACGACAUGGAGACCUGCGCCUCCCCUCCCGGCCUGAAGGGGCGCUACUUCUGGUACGUGCGGGAGGACGAGUUCGUGUGCGAGCCGCCGCUCAUCACGCAGCACACUCACAAGCUGCUGGUGCUGGAGGGCCAGACCGCCAGCCUGCGCUGCAAGGCCGUCGGCGACCCCGUGCCGGUCAUCCACUGGGUCGCCCCCGACGACCGGCUGAUCGGCAACUCCUCGCGGGCCACCGUGUACGAGAACGGCACGCUGGACAUCCUCAUCACCACGUCCAAGGACUACGGCAUCUUCACCUGCAUCGCGGCCAACGCCGCCGGCGAGUCCACCGCCUCCAUCGAGCUGUCCAUCAUACAGCUCCCGCACCUCAGCAACGGCACGGGCCGCGCCUCGCAGCCCAAGUCCCGCCUCUCCGACAUCACCAGCUCCACCAAGACCAACAAGGUGGAGCCCAAGGCUCCGCCCGAGCGGGUGGUGUCGGUGUCGGAGGUGACCGCCGUCUCCGCUCUCGUCAAGUGGUCGGUCAGCAAGGCCACGCCGAAGGUGAAGAUGUACCAGCUCCAGUACAACUGCUCCGACGACGAAGUGCUCAUAUACAGGAUGAUCCCGGCGUCCAGCAGGGCCUUCCUGGUGACCAACCUGGUGUCGGGGGUCCAGUACGACCUGUGCGUCCUGGCCAUCUGGGACGACACGGCCACCACGCUGACGGCCACCAACGUGGUGGGCUGCGCCCAGUUCGUCACCCGCGACGACUACCCGCAGUGCCAGUCGCUGCACAGCCACUUCCUGGGCGGCACCAUGAUCCUGGUGAUCGGCGGCGUCAUCGUGGCGACGCUGCUGGUGUUCAUCGUCAUCCUGAUGGUGCGGUACAAGGUGUGCAGCAGCUCGCAGUCCGGCAAGCUGCCGGCGGUCAGCAACACCUACUCGCAGACCAACGGCGGGCAGGCGGGCCGCAACGGCGUGCCUCCGCCCGCCAAAGCCGCCGCCGCCGCCACCGCCAGCGCCAAGGUGGUGGUGGUGAGGGACGAGCUGGUGGAGUUCAAGUGCGGCUCGCUGCAGAGCAGCCUGUCCUCGUCGUCCGGCUCGCUGGGUUGCCGCGACGGCGACAGCUACAGCCUGCGCAGCGAGAGUGGCGGCCUGUCGGCCAGCCGCUGGCGGCCCGGCCCCGCGUCCCGGGCCAGGCCCAACCUCAACCACCUGCUGGGGGCCUUCGUCUCGCUGGAGCUGCGGGGCCAGGGGCGGGACCCGGGGCCCUCGGGGGCCUCCGGCACCAGGGCCUCGGCGGCGUCGGCGGCCGCGGCGCCGUCCGACAAGGAGCCGCUGCUGGGCCGCACGGACUCACGGCUGAGCCGGCUGCUGGCGCUGCCGCUGGAGGGCAAGCCCAAGAGGAGCCAGUCCUUCGACAUGGGCGACUUCACCGGCACGCAGUGCUGCUCCUACCCGCCGCGGAUCAGCAGCAUCUGGACUAAGAGGAGCCUGUCCGUCAACGGGAUGCUCCUGCAGUGCGAGGAGGCCGGCCUGGAGGGGAGCAAGGCCACCUUCGACAGCUCCGAGUGGGUCAUGGAGAGCACCGUUUGAGGCGGGACGUGGGGGGUUGCGUUUGGGGCGGGAGGGCUGGUAUAUGCGGGGACACGUGGAGCGGAGACGAGGGACAAGAGAUACGUUGGAGAAAAAAAAAAUUAUGUAAAAAAAAAAAAGAAAACGAAAACACAAGAAACAAAAAAAGGAAUACUUUUGCGCGGAGGACGCCUACUUUGUGGCGCUCGCUCCUGCGCUGCAUGAAGUUCGUCCAUGUGAAUACCGUCGUCCUUCCGUCGUGUGAAACAGACUCCCGCGGCCAAAGCAGUCGCGUCAGGGGGGGGCGGUGGCCUCUGCGCUGGGGAUUACGCUGACCUGCCUUGGAGCGCGUGCGUGGGUGUGCGUGUGCGCGUGGGCGUGGCCGCGCGCGAGUCAGAGCUGCCGGACGGGCCCGCACGUACGCGUCCGACGGGACAAAUCGAACAUGGCGUGGGGGGGGGCGCUGUGGAACGA